AUGGCCGAGCUGAGAUCCGCCGUCUACGUCGCACCGCCGAUUCCCAGCAAAGUUCCUGGCUCGAACGCAACCGCAACAUGGUCCCCAAUCUCAUGCACCCUCAUCUACUCGGCAAACGAAGCUGUCUUGGUAGACACGCCCAUCACUAUCAAGCAGACAGAGGAACUCAUUGCCUGGAUCGAGAACAUUGCACCAAAGCGGAAGCUCUCAUACAUCUACAUCACCCACGGCCACGGAGAUCACUGGUUCGGCAUACCUCUCCUGCUGAAGCGCUUCCCGGAAGCCGUCCCCGUCGCUACGGUGGGAACCAUCAAACACAUGGAGCAGCAGAUUGAAGAUGAAGUCUUCAGUCAAAUGUGGGAGGCCCGCUUCCCAGGCCAGAUCUACCGCCCCUUCACUCUCGCACAGCCUCUGUCCCCAAAGAGUGGUGGAACCUUCAAGCUCGAAAACCGGUGGGAGUUCAAAGCUAUUGAGUGUGGCCAUACUGACACCUAUGACUCAACCGUUCUCUGGGUCCCCGACCUUAGACUCGCCGUCUGCGGUGAUGUAGUCUAUGGGCAGUGCCACCAGAUGUUGAUGGAAGCCAACACGAAAGCCAAGCGCGAGGAAUGGAUCAGAGCAGUCGAAAUCGUUGAGGCACUUGAUCCUGCUUAUGUUGUGGCUGGUCACAAGAUGGCGGGUGAGACUGACGGAAUCUGGCACCUUGCUGCGACCAAGAAGUAUAUACAGGACUUUGGAAAGAUCCUCGAAAAGAACCCUAAGACUGAGAAGGAGCUGUUUGUGGAGAUAUUGAAGAUGUAUCCCGAGAGAUUCAACCCGGGAGCCGCGCGUUUGAGUGCCAUGGGUGCCUUCCAGGUUCCAAGGGAGUCACGUAUUUAG
Molecule: messenger RNA, 879 nt
Organism: Colletotrichum abscissum
Lineage: Eukaryota; Fungi; Ascomycota; Sordariomycetes; Glomerellales; Glomerellaceae
Product: Zn-dependent hydrolase
Exons: 1
Coding region: 1-879 (292 amino acids)
Source: RefSeq, a predicted model, not a curated record